ACCUAUAAUUUGUGCUCCGCGACGAUCUGCGUGAAAUUGAUCGUGCACGAACACCACUUGUUAUCUUCCCAAUCUUUUCAAGGUCAAGGAGCUUCCCAUACGCCUGCCUAAAUCAUCGACUGCUGCAGUACCAGGGUCAUACACAAUGGCGAACCAGUCUCCUUCCGUUCUGGUCAUUCUCUGCCUCAUCCUGGCGGCCCUCCUCGGCUCAGCACGCGCCCAGGCUCCCGACCUUGCGCCCGCUGAGGCCGUUGCCUCCCCAGUAGAUGCCCCUGUGGCAGCUCCAGUAGCCGCUCCCACCGAGGCACCAGCUGCAGCACCAGCUACCGAGGUGCCAGCAGCAGCCCCCACAGAAGCCCCUGCCGCAGCUCCCACAGCCGAGGCUCCAGCCGCCGAAGCACCAGCCGCCGAAGCACCAGCAGCAGAAGCACCAGCAACUGAGGCUCCUGUUGCUUCAGAGGCAUCCCCCGCCGCAUCGCCUGCCGAGGCCCCUGCUCCAUCUGUCAGCGGUGUUGCCGGACUUGCCGCCAGAACCGGCCCCCCAGCAAACUGCGUGGCCGAGGCGAUGUCCCUGACCGGCAACAACGCGCCGUGCGCGUCGCUCAUCAGCUCUUACCGCAGCAUCCUCGACUCAAACCCCUCCACCGAUGACGAGUCCAUCAAGGCUGCAGUCGCGUCAGCACCCGUCCCCAGCUCACAGUGCUGCGCGGCUGUCAGGGUCUUCAUUGAGGAUGGCUGCUCUUGCAGCCAGCAGCUGCUGGGACUGCUGCCCAUGGUUGGCAUCUCAACUGCACAGAUUGAGUUCGCUGUCAAGGCGACUCAGUACUCAUCAUGCGCCAACUCUGACAACGGUGGGUGGAUCAACAACCCCUGCACUGACAGCUCGAGCUCCUCCAGCAGCAGCAGUACCGGCACCAACACUGCCGGCCGCCGCCUGCUCAUGGUUUGAUUUUGAAACUGACAGAAGACAGCAGAGGCAAGAAAUUCACCCUAGAUUGGGUAGGCUCAUUUCAGGCUAGAUACAGAGCUCAAGCAAGCCUUCCAGAGUAGUCAGUGCGUAGAGUAGUCAGGGCCAGAGGAUACCUUGUCGAUGCAGCAAGCUUUGCAUAUUUGCAAGGACGGCAAUGCAGAAUGGCUUAUGCAGCAGUGUGCAUUGUUUGUGCACUGCUGGAUGCAGCCUGACACCAGAAUGCUUGCAAGAGCAUAAAUAGACCAGAAGGAACAGGUGAACACUGGCCCAUGUGACCCAUGUGACAUUAGGGCCGGGCAAAAACCUUCAAGAACCCAUUGGAAUUUUUCAAGGAAAUUGACUUGUCUUGCGAACUCUUAAAUGAAUGCUGCUGAGUGUGUAUUUGCUUGCGCAAGAUGGAAUUUUGGCGCAGUGUUAAUCAACCCUAGUAGUACAGUAGGCAGUGUGCAUGAUGGCACCACCAAAUGAUUACACUUGCUAAUAAUUUGAUGUAGAUUUGUACCUUAGUAUCACUUGGGCUGAAGCAAUCCAGCUGUGUGUAAACCUCCAGUUGUCUGUU
Molecule: messenger RNA, 1529 nt
Organism: Coccomyxa subellipsoidea C-169
Lineage: Eukaryota; Viridiplantae; Chlorophyta; Trebouxiophyceae; Coccomyxaceae
Exons: 6
Coding region: 146-949 (267 amino acids)
Source: RefSeq, a predicted model, not a curated record